Molecule: messenger RNA, 909 nt
Organism: Arachis duranensis
Lineage: Eukaryota; Viridiplantae; Streptophyta; Magnoliopsida; Fabales; Fabaceae
Exons: 3
Coding region: 1-909 (302 amino acids)
Source: RefSeq, a predicted model, not a curated record
AUGGCUAGUGAGGAGAGUUUCAUAGUGUUGGUUCACCACAGAGAAUCCAUUAAGAGAAAAACUCGUUCCGGUGUGAAGUUCACUGAUAAGAAUCCUCUCUAUAUUAUCGUCAGGCCUACGACAAGGUAUGAGGACCUUGUUAGCUCUGUACUGCUGAAACUUGGUCUAGAAGCCACGAUAGCCGGUUCUAGCUCCAGACCUGCCGUUGCAUCUUCCUCUGUCCCUGCGUACGAGCCACCCGUUCAACCUGUCGCCUCCCCUUCGUUCGCUGUUGAUCUCAACGGCAGUGUAGGCGACGAGGUCGGAGAAGAGGAAUAUCUAUGGACCUCUUUACAGUGUGCUGCACCAGCUGGGGUUGGAGAUGGAUUCUUGGAUGAUCCAGAGGACGAUGAUGUCGAGGCAGAUAUGAUUGUUGAUGACAGUGGCGAUGAUGUUGGAGCAAGAGGGGUUCCUGGGCAGCCGGCUAGAAUUGGCGCUAGAGAUGCUGAAGGGUCUGCAGGUCUGACAGAGUUUCAGGUUGGUCAGCAAUUUCCGGAUAAAGAAGAGGCCAUGUUAAUUGUUAAGACUUACAGCAUCUGUCAAGGAGUACAGUAUAAGGUCGUGGAGUUUGACUAUCGCCGGUAUGUGGGCAAGUGUUCUGAGUUCGGCAAUGGGUGCACAUGGUUGAUUCGGCUUAGUCUCCGACAGCGCAAGGGACUUUGGGAGGUCAAACGUUACAACGGACCGCAUACUUGUCUCGCCACCUCCAUUUUCAGCGACCACAUGAGUUUGGAUUACCAUGUGAUAUCGGCAUUCAUUAUGCCAAUGGUUAGGGCUGAUGCAUCUAUCAGCAUCAAGGUGCUCCUAAAUGCCACCGCCGUACACUUUGGGUUUAGGCCGACUUACAGGAGGGUCUGGUUGUCGAAGUAG